This is a messenger RNA of Magnolia sinica, 990 nucleotides long. RefSeq names its product rust resistance kinase Lr10-like. Gene Ontology annotation, molecular function: ATP binding; protein kinase activity. Gene Ontology annotation, biological process: protein phosphorylation. The transcript has 4 exons. The record is from RefSeq and is a predicted model, not a curated record. Lineage: Eukaryota; Viridiplantae; Streptophyta; Magnoliopsida; Magnoliales; Magnoliaceae. Bases 1 to 990 code for a protein of 329 amino acids.
AUGGUGGCCGUCAAGCUUCUCGAUGAAACUGAACAAAGCGAGGCCCAGUUUGUCAAUGAGGUCCAGACCAUUGGCCUAAUCCACCACAACCAUCUAGUCCGGCUUUUGGGUUUUUGUUUCGAUAAGUCGAGAAGAGCUCUAGUGUAUGAAUUCAUGGCAAAUGGGUCCUUAGAUAGCACCGCGAGGGGGAUCGCCUUUCUCCAUGACGAAUGCCGGGUCAGGAUAUUGCACUGUGACAUCAAGCCUCACAAUAUCCUUCUCGACCAGAGGUUCACGCCCAAGGUGUCUGACUUCGGCCUAGCACAAGCACUGAAUAGGGAGAUUAGUCAUGCGUCGCUCACCCGUGGUAGAGGGACUCCGGGAUACGCACCACCAGAAAUGUGGUUGAUGAACCAUGGUCCGGUGACCAGCAAGUCGGAUGUUUAUAGUUAUGGGAUGUUGGUUUUGGAAAUGGUUGGGAAGAGGAGGAAUUUCAAAGAAGAAGCUAGCAGGGUGAGUGAGGCCUACUUUCCUGAGUGGGCUUACUUGCACUAUGUGGUGGAGGUUGGUGGUGAGUGGUCUAAACACAAUUCAGACCAAAGAAGAGAAGAUGAGAUCGUGAGGACGAUGGCACUGGUGGGCCUUUGGUGCAUACAAUUCGAACCCGCUCUGAGACCGACGAUGCGCAGGGUUAUAGAGAUGUUGGAGGGGAAUGUGGUGAUCGACGCUCCUCCAGCGCCAUUCGAUACAAGCGUGUCCAGGGUUGUUACUGGGGACGUCAGCAGCCUCCCCUGUGGAAGAAAAUUCGCAAGCUUUUUCCGCUCAUGGCAGCUAAGGGCAGCUGGUCAGGUCCUAACGUGUGAUACAGCCAUUCAUCUCUUCCUCCUCAGUGAUUGGGCUGUAGCUAUUUGGUCACACUUCGCAGCUAUUUUCAGCAAGAACAAUCUGACAGCCAAUUCAAUUGAAGACAGGAUGCUUCAGUGGUGGAAUGUGCCUGCUCUUGGGGACUAG